AUGUUCCUUAUGGUUAUUCUCCUGCAUAUACUGCCGGUGGUGUCUCAAACUGAUCCCCUUCCUGGAGCCGGAUGUGCCCUACAGGCUCACAGCUACUCAACAAACUACAAAGCUGGAGACUUGAUUAUUGGUGCCUUUAUCCAGUUACAUGAAGCUUAUUUGAGGCCUAUACAUUUAUUUAACGUCCAUCCAGAAAGAGUUUCAUGUGCAACAAAAAAGAAGAUUGAAACCACAUUUAAUGGCUCUCUGUCGGUGCUGAUCCAGGAAGGAGAGAUCCCCGGGCCAAAUGAAACGGGACAGAUACACUCACCACUACUGAUGAUCCAAAAGAAAGCUCAGCUGUGUUCUUACCUAUCCAAGAAUGAAACUAAGCAGAACCAGCUUGGAAUUGCGUUCUCCUUUGUAGCUGAAUUGCAAGGGGCGGCCGGGUACAAUCUCUGUCCAACCAGCCCACUGGCUGAGAAGAUGGAGAUUGUACAAGAGGCCAUCCCACAGUCUCUGUGCAAUGAGCCCUGUGCCCCAGGAUACAGGAAAGCUAAAAUAGAAGGGAAGCCAUCUUGUUGCUAUGACUGUGCCAAGUGUGCAGAUGGGGAAAUGUCCAACACAACCGAUGCUUUGAUCUGCUUGAAAUGCCCUGCAUAUCAGAUGCCGGAUAGAAAAAGAACUGCCUGCAUCCCAAAAGCUACAAACUAUCUUUCCUAUAUAGAUACCCUGGGGACCAGUUUAACUGCCAUUGCCUUCAUCCUCUUCAUCACAGCUUCUGUAGUUUUGGGAAUCUUUGUGAAAUAUUGGGAGACUCCUAUAGUGAGAGCCAAUAACCAAAAUCUCAGCUGUCUCCUCCUCAUCUCUCUCAUGUUGUGUUUCCUCUGCACUUUAUUAUUCAUUGGGCGCCCAACUCAGAUAUGUUGUCUCCUCCGACAAGUGACAUUUGGGAUUGUAUUUACUAUUUCUGUUUCUUCUGUGUUGGCUAAAACUCUCACAGUUAUUAUUGCCUUCAAUGCCACAAAGCCUGGGAGCAAGCUGAAGAAGUAUGUAGGAACCCAACUGGCCAUUGUAUUAGUCAUUGUAUGUUCUUUUGGAGAGAUGUUAAUCUCGACUGUGUGGAUGGCCUCCAAUCCCCCAUUCCUGGAAGCUGAUAUGUUUUCUGAAAUGGACACAAUUGUUUUGCUUUGUAAUGAAGGAUCAGUCACUUUCUUCUUCUGUAUAAUUGGAUAUAUAGGGACGUUGGCCCUACUGAGUUUCAUUGCUGCAUUUCUAGCCAAGGAUUUCCCUGACCGAUUUAAUGAGGCUAAAAACAUCACUUUCAGUAUGUUGGGGUUCUGUAGCGUGUGGGGGGCAUUUGUCCCUGCAUACCUGAGCAGUAAGGGCAGUAGAAUGGUGGCAGUUGAGAUAUUUGCCAUCUUAGCCUCCAGUGCUGGGUUAUUGGGCUGUAUAUUUGCCCCUAAAUGUUACAUUAUUUAUCUUAGACCUGAACUGAAUUCAAGAAAAACCACUAUCAGAAAUGCUACAAAAAAAUUACAAGAAAAAAACACCAAAUUCACCUCAAUGUAUUUGGAAUAA
Xenopus tropicalis (tropical clawed frog) is the source of this 1560-nucleotide messenger RNA. RefSeq names its product vomeronasal type-2 receptor 26-like. Gene Ontology annotation, cellular component: membrane; plasma membrane. Lineage: Eukaryota; Metazoa; Chordata; Amphibia; Anura; Pipidae. Gene Ontology annotation, biological process: G protein-coupled receptor signaling pathway. The record is from RefSeq and is a predicted model, not a curated record. Gene Ontology annotation, molecular function: G protein-coupled receptor activity. The coding region runs from base 1 to 1560 and encodes 519 amino acids. The transcript is spliced from 6 exons.